GGGAGAUCGACAUUAUGACUAAAUACGCCGAGAGGGGUGCUUUUUUAAUUUCGACAUACCUUGUGAACGCGAUCGUUUGUGUCAUCCUGUUCGUGUCGACGCCGGUGACACCGCAUAUUUUGGACAUUUUACUACCGAAAAACGAGUCACGAGACGUAGCGUACAUUUACCCGGCCUAUUAUUUCACCGACGAGCAUAAGUACGACGUGUACAUAAUUACGCACAUGGCGUCCGUGAUCCUGGUGGUGUUUUACGUGUACUUCGCUUGUGACACCAGUUACAUAUACGUCGUGCAACACGGCUGCGGAUUGUUGGCCGUGUCCGGGUAAAAAAUUCGAUCGAACGAUUCGUAGCUCAACCCUUUCAGU
Molecule: messenger RNA, 368 nt
Organism: Habropoda laboriosa
Lineage: Eukaryota; Metazoa; Arthropoda; Insecta; Hymenoptera; Apidae
Exons: 2
Coding region: 15-329 (104 amino acids)
Source: RefSeq, a predicted model, not a curated record